Messenger RNA from Eutrema salsugineum, 1389 nucleotides. Its product is annotated as F-box/LRR-repeat protein At1g48400. Bases 1 to 1389 code for a protein of 462 amino acids. Gene Ontology annotation, molecular function: protein binding. The transcript is spliced from 3 exons. The record is from RefSeq and is a predicted model, not a curated record. Lineage: Eukaryota; Viridiplantae; Streptophyta; Magnoliopsida; Brassicales; Brassicaceae.
AUGAAAACUUGCUGUAGAGAUUCAAUCAGCAACCUACCAGACGAGGUUCUAGGCCAAAUUCUGUCUCUGCUCCCUACUAAGCUUGCUGCUUCCACAUCAGUUCUCUCAAAGCGAUGGAGGAAUCUGUUGCCCCUCAUGCACAACCUCGAUUUCGAUGAGUCCAUGGUCCUUUAUCCAACCACAAAAUCAGCUACAAGAUUUCAUGGUCAUCAAGGCUUCGUUGAUUUCGUGGAGAAAACAUUUGUCCUGCUUCAAGAUUCCCCCAUCAAGAAAUUCUCAUUGAAAUGGGAAUCAGAGAUCGAUCAGCCUCGUGUCAACGGGCUGAUUCACAAUGCGUUACAACGUGGAAUCUUAGAACUACACUUGACAUCAUCAAUCAGUCAGUGGUGUAUAGAGACUAAGUUGUUCUCGAGCAAGACACUGGUUAAGCUGACUCUAUCUCUAGAAUGUUAUUUCAAAGAGAGGAUUCAACAUCCCACCGAUGUGUAUUUCCCUGCACUCAAAACACUCUCUCUCAUUUCAGCUAGGUUUGGAGAUGAUGGCAUGUAUAAAUGGCUCCUACUUAGUAGCCCUGUGCUUGAGGAGUAUAAUGUGUGCGAUGAAGAUCCUUUUAAAUCGAGUUGGAAAGGAUGGGUUUGCAGUUCAUCCAUCAAGAGAAUAACCAUUCUUCACCGUUCUCUCAUAAGAGACGAGCACUCAAUGGUUGCCAUUCGGACACCUACUCUUUUGUACCUUGAUUACUCUGGCUAUGUCAUAGAGAAUUAUCAUGUUAUACUGGAUUCGCUUCUUGAAGCUAGACUUGAUCUUCGAUUAUGGAAGUAUCACACGGUAUUGCAUGCAAUUUGUGAUCAUAUUGAAAAGGAUUGGGGUGAUGCAUCCCAACUCAUGGCAGGGAUAAGAAACGUUGUGACCCUUCACUUGUCUGCUGAUUGUCUAGAGGUGCUUUAUUUCUGCUGUAGAUCUCUGCCGGAUUUCAACAACCUCCUUACAUUAUCUUUUGAGAGCCAUAGUGAACGGAGUUGGCAAAUAGUUCCAUAUCUGCUCAAGAAUUCUCCAAAGCUAGAAACUCUAAUCAUCAAGGGUCUUGUGCACAAGAUUACAAAAGGAUGUGGGGAUGUAUGUGUUUGCGAACGUGAGACGAAGAAGAAGAAGAAGGGUUGUUGUUUACCGUGGUGUCCAGUAAAGGUGCUAAAGGUAUAUGGUUAUGGAGGAAGUUGUGGAGAACUGAAACAAAUGAAACAUUUCUUGAUCAACUUGAGGAGACUUGAAGUCGUGGAAAUUGGGUUUCAAGUACUUGAUCAGCAAGAAAAAUACUUGCCACUCAUCAAUGACCUAAUGAACCUCAUCCCGAUAGCUUCAUCCAAGUGCAAAAUCAAAUUCAUGAUUUGA